Messenger RNA from Spea bombifrons (plains spadefoot toad), 906 nucleotides. It is a transcript of the gene VAX1, whose product is annotated as ventral anterior homeobox 1. The coding region runs from base 79 to 906 and encodes 275 amino acids. The transcript has 3 exons. Gene Ontology annotation, molecular function: DNA-binding transcription factor activity, RNA polymerase II-specific; DNA binding. The record is from RefSeq and is a predicted model, not a curated record. Gene Ontology annotation, biological process: central nervous system development; brain development; neuron differentiation. NCBI's taxonomy places the organism in Eukaryota, Metazoa, Chordata, Amphibia, Anura, Pelobatidae.
CCUGCUCCUUCCCUGACUCACACAGCCUAGAACCCCCCCCCUUUUCACGCCUAGAACCCCCUCUUUAUUUCCCAAUCUAUGUUUGAAAAAGCAGGCAGGAUGGAGGUGAGGGGCUCUCUAGACACAGAGGAGGGGAGCAGACUCUCCAAAACUGGGCUCAAGGAGCCAAAAGACGGCAGAGACACCCCAGGGAACCUCCCUGCCCCCUAUCUGAAGGAACAGCAGGGCAGUUACCCGGCUCCGGGCUCAUCAGAGGGCUGCCCGAAAAAUAAAAGCAGCGGUACCGGUGACCCGGAAUACUGCAGGAGGAUCCUGGUGAGAGAUGCCAAAGGCUCCAUCCGGGAGAUCAUUCUGCCCAAGGGCCUGGACCUGGACCGACCCAAAAGAACCAGAACCUCGUUCACCGCCGAGCAGCUCUACCGCCUGGAGAUGGAGUUCCAGAGAUGUCAGUAUGUGGUGGGGAGAGAGAGGACGGAGCUGGCGAGACAACUCAACCUGUCGGAGACUCAGGUUAAGGUUUGGUUCCAGAACCGCCGGACCAAGCAGAAGAAAGACCAGGGCAGAGACUCGGAGCUCCGUCCAGGGGUCUCGGAGACGGCCGCCACCUGCAGUGUCCUCAGGCUUCUGGAGCAAGGUCGCCUCCUGUCCCCCCCUGGACUCCCUGGACUCCUGCCCCCCUGUGCUGCCCCCGGUACCCCAAGCCUGCCGGCCGCCAGCACCGCUUCCCCAUCCGGCCACAGCAUCUUCAGCCUACCGGUGCCGUCCCUCCUGGGCGCCCGGCUGUCCGCCAACCCCCUCAGCAUGGCCGGGAACCUCCAGGAGCUCUCCGCCAGGUACCUCAGCUCCUCCGCCUUCGAGCCCUACACCCGGGGCAGCUCCAAGGAGGACAAGAAAGCCCUGGACUGA